CAUGUGUACGUGCAGCAAAAGCAUGCGCCUACAUACAUAUGGCAGACAUGCUGGUGAUACUGCCUCACGGGAGCCUGGCGAUGCUCCCUUUCCUGUCUUCCUUCGCUGGCGGUGGGGUACCUAUACUACAUGUAUGAGGAGAACAAAACACCUGUCGCUGCCAUACCCGCAGCACUUGGCAGGAUCGUGCCAAGACGUCGGUUGGUCAAGGGAAGCUGGUGCAUCGUGUUCCAUACAAACCGAUUGACUGACUGGUCGCCUCGUGGUCGUGGCCUUGCCAGCCGCAGGCUGGACGAUAACACACUGCGCUGCAAGCUGUCAAAGGUCCAGGGCAGCAUCUUUGCGUCCGCUACUGCCUUCCGACUAUGCCUGUGCCUGCCUGCUGCCUUUUCCAGCCUGUUGAUAGGACCUGUCAACUACAGUAGGGUUACACGAUGCAACUCCAAAGCGAGGAACAACGAUACGUGGAUGGUCAGCCGAAGCGCUCCAGAAGGGCACAGCAAAGCAGCAGCGGAAAGCCAUUGGGAGGGAGUUGAGCCGAAGGCUGGACCUGGGUCGCUGCCACCCUGCCUGUUGCAGGCGAGGAAGGGUGGGGGUGGGCUGAAAGGAGAAACACGCCGAAGCCCGAGGGUGAGGGCGAGUAAGCGCAUCAGCCGGGCCAGCGCGUUGCGAGCUUAGCCGGUGCAGCGCUAGCGCAGGUGGAGGGGGGUUGCCGGUUAGAUACCGGGUGGGCGCCCCCCCCCACCCAAAGGCCACCAACUAGGGGCGGGAGGCAGCAGAGCAGUGUGCGUGUGCGUGUGCGUGGGUUGGCGUGAAUGUUCCCAUUCCCAUUCGAGCCGGCGUCGCUGGUCACUCCGUC
Tilletiaria anomala UBC 951 is the source of this 859-nucleotide messenger RNA. RefSeq lists its product as uncharacterized. NCBI's taxonomy places the organism in Eukaryota, Fungi, Basidiomycota, Exobasidiomycetes, Georgefischeriales, Tilletiariaceae. The record is from RefSeq and is a predicted model, not a curated record. The transcript has a single exon. Bases 130 to 678 code for a protein of 182 amino acids.